UGCUGUUGACGGUCACUCUGAGCCAGUCUGGCCCAAACUCGAGUCUGAAAAGCUAAGUAAAGAUGGGCAGGGUGAUCCCUGGGAAACCCGAUAACUCCAGAAGUGUUUGAGAUAGGAUGGGAAUCUUUUGGCUCGCUGGGCACACCCAGUUAAUUCCGUGCCUGGCCCAGGUCCACGUUCCCCCAAUCUCCAGUUUACAAGGAGAACGGGAACCAACUUCUCCCCGGACACACUGGGUCGGCCCAUGGAUCCGAACCUGACCGGGUCCACUCUGUCUCCUGCUCAUGCCCCAGCCUAGCGUUUUACUCUGAGAAAAAGUAAAAAAUAAAAUCUGGGUGUGGCGGGCCCGCUUCCCCUGUGUGGGUAAAAGACCUCCCCCUUUCUAUGCACAGCCAUUGUGGGGGCAGCUUUUAUUUCCCCUUCUCACAGAACUGCUUAAGACUCCAAGGAGCCUGGGAAGGGAGGACACUUUGGGGGCAGAGCACCGGUUGGUCCCCCACAGAUUUCCAGCACCUUCUUCAUCUGAAAAGUGGGAACUGUAAUAGCAAGUUCUCUCACAAGCGCACAAAGGAUCAAAGACUGGUGUACUCUGGCAGACUGCUUCCUGACCAUCUGCAGUUGAAAGAUAUUCUCAGAAAACAAGAUGACUAUCAUAUGGUCCAUCUAGUCUGUGCUUCUCGAUCUCCUCCCAGCUCCCCACAGUCCAACAGCCGGAGAGGUAGCGAGGAAGCCUUGACCUCCAUCAGCAGUUUUAGUUCAGAUAAUUCGGGAUCAUCAACUCCAUCUUCGAGUCAGGAGUCUCUGACUGCCACGGCCAGUUCUGGUUCUGAAGGCCCGAGGUACCGGAACUCACCACAAGCACCAGCCAAUCCCGAGCAGAGCCUGCAGUUCCCGUACGUGGUGCAAGGAAAUGUUGGGAAUCAGUUUCCUGGGCAAGCUCUUCCAGCUGCAUUCCCCGUCUACCCUGCUUUCAGCCCCCUCCAGAUGCUCUGGUGGCAGCAGAUGUACGCCCGGCAGUAUUACAUGCAGUAUCAAGCUGCUGUUUCAGCCCAGGCAACGUCCAAUACUGACCCAUCCCGACCUGCUGCUGCCCAGGUUCCCAAUCUGGCCCAUGUCCCUGCUCGUGAACCUCAGCCCGGUCCAAAUGCAGGGGCCCAGGAAAACCGAGCCUUGAACCCGAAUGUGCAGAUGAAUGCGCAGGGAGGUCCUGUGAUCAACGAAGACGACCUGAAUCGAGACUGGCUAGACUGGAUGUACACGUUUUCUAGAGCUGCUAUCCUCCUUAGUAUUGUGUACUUCUACUCUUCCUUCAGCCGCUUUGUCAUGGUGAUGGGAGCCAUGCUGCUGGUCUACCUACACCAGGCCGGAUGGCUUCCCUUUAGACAAGAAGGAGGGCAGCUACAGGCCCCCAAUAAUGCCGGUGUGAACCACGAUGGGCAGGAUGGGAAUAAUCCGGACCUUGAAGAAAUGGAGCAUCUGAUGGAUGAUGGGCUUGGUGAGGAGAGUGAAGAGGAUGCCGGGGAGGAUGCCAGUGGUGGGCCUCAGCCCGGGCUCAUGGCUUCGGCCUGGUCCUUUAUCACCACCUUCUUUACUUCACUCAUCCCGGAAGGGCCUCCCCAGGUUGCCAAUUAGACCUGACCACCUGUGCCAGCCGAGAAAGAACUGUCCUGAGAAGUGGGUUUGACUGGAGGGAAGCGUUUUAAAUAACAGUGCAAUUUCAAAAAAAUUUAUAACUUUCUUUUGAUCAUGUUGUAAAAAGGUGUUUUUUUUCAGCUUCUCAUGCACAUGAAUUUUUUCAGCACAAGUGAGCUACAAAAUGUGUGCUUUUUUAAACAUCCUUUAAGGAGGAGCACAGUGUGAUAAUAAUGUUGGUCUUCCAUGUUUUAUUCAUUUCAAUUAUGGAUAUUAUAGCAAGAACAAAAUUGUUGUUAGUGCAUAUUAUUCCUUUAAAGAGCUGUUUAAAGUAUCAACGUCUACAGCUAGGAGCCGAUGGCCCUUGAGCAAUGUGAAAUUUGAAUGAAUAAAUACGCCUAUUUUCUGUGAAUGACCCUAAAAGUUAAAAAGAUGAUUUUUAUAUUUCUAGUUUUUCCAAAGAAUGCCCGUCACACAAAAUGAGCUAGAGCAGUAUCUUUUCUUCUGCAACACAGCAAUAAGUCCUCUUACUGCUUAUCGAAAGCUUAAAAUUUUUUAAACAAGUUUUCUGAUGCCAGAAGCGAUUAUGGAAAUUUUCUUUUGUAGAAUAUACCCUGUUAAUUGGAACUAAUCCUUUUAAAACAAGUAAACAAGCAGCUCUUCAAGGGAAUUAACAGUGAUGUUUGAUUCAUUACAAAUGUUUGAUAUAUACAGUACUUUUUAUAAAAUGAGAUGUACUGGAAAUCAAUCCCUGUAAUUAGUUUUUUUAAUAAAAGGUCAAUUAUAGUAAA
This is a messenger RNA of Sarcophilus harrisii (Tasmanian devil), 2423 nucleotides long. RefSeq names its product HERPUD family member 2 (gene HERPUD2). The transcript has 8 exons. NCBI's taxonomy places the organism in Eukaryota, Metazoa, Chordata, Mammalia, Dasyuromorphia, Dasyuridae. The record is from RefSeq and is a predicted model, not a curated record. Gene Ontology annotation, molecular function: protein binding. Bases 385 to 1632 code for a protein of 415 amino acids. Gene Ontology annotation, biological process: endoplasmic reticulum unfolded protein response.